Tinamus guttatus (white-throated tinamou) is the source of this 5344-nucleotide messenger RNA. RefSeq lists its product as uncharacterized. NCBI's taxonomy places the organism in Eukaryota, Metazoa, Chordata, Aves, Tinamiformes, Tinamidae. The record is from RefSeq and is a predicted model, not a curated record.
AUGCAGGAGAAAAUCCCCAUCCUUAUUUUAAUUGCAGCUGAACUACUGGAUUUGUCUGAUGCCUCCAGAAAUGAACAUCAUGGCAGUGAAGUGUUAGACCAGAAACUUCCCGGAGAAGUCCAACAAAGAGCUGAGAGCAGCCCAGUGACCAGUGAAGUGUUUUCCAUUACAGACGAUAACUUGCACGAAGUGACCUUUGAUUUUCAGACUCCAGCCGUUGACUCUACCAAUGAAAUGCCAGCUCACUUGAUCCCUGUGCAAACAGAGAUGGCUGCGAAAUUAACAGCUGUGGUGCCUAGUGGAUUGGUUAGACAGCUGGGGUGGGCUCUGGGGCAGCACAAAGAAGCAGAAUUUUUAAAACAUCAAGAGGGAGGCACAGUUGCUAGCAGGCUUUUGAGUAGCACAAGCAUCCCUAUCUUGAGGCAAGGAACACAGUCAGCUACCCAUGAGGAACAGCCCACCAAGUCACUAACAGGAAAACCGGAAAGAGAAAAUAAUACUGAAUCCAGUAAUAGACUCGCCAGCUCUGGUGGUGGGGUGCCCCAGCCUCUUCAAGAUUCUCUGGAGUUUGCAGCUGUCUUUUCCAAGCCUGCUAUCAAGCAGACAGAGAUGCCAAGUGCUAAACUGUCUCUUCUGACUUCAACAGCCAAUUUCCAUACUCCAAGAAAAGAAGUAGCAGUGAAGACAGCUCUUGAAAGUGCCAGGAUGGGUUUGUUACCAACAGUAACACCAACUAACAAAAGGCAAAAAGACACAAAUCUAGAAGCCCAGCUUGAGAGCAAAGCUGGUGUAACUCUAGCAUCCGCAAUGGGAAUCUUUUUCAGGGAUGUAGGUGUCACAGCUUCUGCAUUCACUGAAAAGCUGACCUCAGGUAACUCUGAGGUGGUCUCUUCCAGAAUGAUGCAUUCAACUGCUGUCCAGUUUUCCCCUGCUGUCCCUUGGAAGGAAGAAACAACAACCAGUAAAACCAAACACUUAAAAGCACCUGAAAUGAAGAGCCCUCAACCCCCAAGCCAGCUCCCUGCUCUUCAGGCCCUCCCACAGGGCAAUGAACACUCGCCAUUAUCGAUGCCUCUGGAAACACUUGUUCAUGAUGGCUUAAUUCAAUCUUCAUUUCAAGGGCCCAGGAGCUCAACUGAUCCAUCACAGUCUCUUUCUUUGUACCAGACUCUGAACUGUACUAUCCGUAUUUCUCAAGAAACCAGGAGGAGCUCUCAAGGUGGAGUGCUACCUUUGCAAGGUGAUGCUAAACCUCAGACAGUUACUAGCAAACCUGACACAGCUGGAUCCCCUGGGGGCCCACAGACUUCUGCUAACUCAUUCCCAUUAAGCCAAUCACAGAUGACAGAGUUGAAGUUUUCCCCAGCUGCUGGAGAGCAAGGAGCAACACCUGCCUUCUUUCCCCGUACAUCUCUGUUUGUGAAUGCAGGCUUCCGGCAUCUAAGCACACUUGAUUCUGUUCGUGCAAGGCAUCAGCGAGCAGCUACAGCUGCUGCUGUUUGUGCUGGACUGCAUCUAAGGGGCGUCUCCACUUCUGCCAAGAAAGGAUUUCACAUACCGAUUUCAUCUACUUUUACUAGUUCUGGGUCUCAUGUUCAAGCCAUUUCUGCCUAUCCUAGAUUUCAGGAAACCUUCCCUAUCAAGCCACAGAGGAGCACAGUGAAAGACUGUGAGAGAAAGACAGGUGUCUCAUAUCAGGUAGAUAAGGCUGGCUCUCCCACGAGGAAUCCACAGACCAGCACAACCCUCAGCCUUCCUGGAUUUUAUGACAAUGGAAGCCCAAAGGUUCCUCAUAGCUUUGCCCCUCCAGCCUCCCAGAACCAGGGAGCGGGCAGCUUGGAAUCUUUUCCUCCAAGGCUGGCCUUGCUCCAUGCACAGGGAAGGCGGCUUAGCUCAACAACAGGGCAUCCCGAAGCAGCGGUGCCUGGUGACUCUCAUGAGAUCCUGUCACAUGUGGCACAAGCACUAGUUCAGCGUUUUGGGAUGUUGGAUGAUGCAGCUACUAAAAACCUCAGUGGCUUUAGAGUUGAUCAGUUUACAAUACUACCAUCAUCCCAAUAUUUAUCUUUCCUGCUUAGAAGCACUGAUGGUGUAAUGUGCUUGCAACCCAUGCAAGACUCCCCUCUGCCUGCAGGAUUCCCAAAUACCAGUGUUGGGGCUCUGGUUUCCAUUCAGCAAAUGCUGGCGGCAUCCAAUUCUUCAGCAGUAGAUUUUACAAACCUGCAAAAUCUGGGUUUUUCUAGCUUGCUUUUGAUUAAGCCUGUGUUUAUCCUUUUGCCUGCUGAGGGACCAGAGUUCCGGACAUCGUACUCGCCUGACAGUGAGGGUGACCAUAAAACUGCUUUAUCUCUUACUAGCAAGCAAGAUCUGAGUUUGGUUCCCUCUGAAAGGAGCCACACUAUUCCAAUGAAAACUCGUUCUUAUUCCACUAGUCAGCCUCUAAGGCCUGAAACGAUUCUUUCCACUGCUUCUAAGCAAUCAGCAGAGAAAAUGCAAGUAACUGCCUGGACGGUGCCGACUAAUGCUAAUUCUACAGCCACCACUAGUUCAUUUCAAGCUGUGACCUCAGCUUCAAAUCACUCACUGUAUCCACAGACAAGGAUGACUACAGUGCAGGCCAUCCAUCUGCACAGUCUGCCUGAAGAGGUUCAGUUAUCUGCUCCCCUCUCAGAAGUGAAGCAAGAGACUGAUAUCCUUUUACUCAACGGAGCACUGGCAGAGCCUCUCACGUCUGCUGUGCUGCCGUUAGCGCUGUCUACAAAGCACAGCUCCUCUGUCUCCCCAAAAGGGUUUUUCACAGCUGAAAAGCCAAGCUAUUCCUUAACUUCCUUCCUGUCAGCAAAAGGACUCCUUGCUUCUGAAACACCAACCCAAGCUCUAUUUAUUACAAGAAGGACUGUGGAUCAGCUUCAGCACAGUAUGAAACUAAAGCUGCCCACAACCAAUCUUCACCAAGGCAAGGUAACCACAUCUUCCUCUGUCAGUACACAAUGCACAGAGUGCCUGAAUUUGCAUCCAGCUGGAAUGAUAAAACACCCUUGGAAGAUGCCAACAAACAUCAUGCCUUUGCAGUCCUCCUCACAAAGUGUCUCAAGCAUGGUGUCGCUUCAGAGGCUCCCAGCACACAUAGAGUUUGUGCCCAACCCCUUGCCACCUCUUUCGGCUGGAAACAGUUGUAAAAACUCCACAGCAGGAAGCAAUGCCUGUUCAGGAGGAGCCACGACGCGUGCUGCAGCGGUACGAACAUCCACCGCCUCUGUAAAGCCUCAUCUUACUAAACACCUGCUAUUUACUCCUCUUGUGCCUAAGGCCUUUGUGGUGACAGAGAGACCACCAGUAGCACCUGUGUAUGAUCCAUUUUUGACUAAGGUCCAAAGGAAAACAACUGCUUCUGGGAAACUCCUGGCUACAAUUACCCACCCAAGGAUAUAUGCCGAGUCUCCUGCAAGGCUGCCUUCAUCUGUGUUAACAGGUACCCCUCUGCUACCAACUGCAAAGCAACGUAGUCUAGCACCUACUAAAUUGUUCUCACCGCCAGACGUGGGAGAAAAUGCAAAGACAACUGAAAUCAGCACAAGCAUAGGAAAAAUAGGAACUAGCGCAUUCUUGGGAACGAGCAUGUCUGUGCCAGCCGUGUUCAACACAAGGACACAGCAGCCCCCCACAGCAGUUCUUGGCAAUAAGACUGCUUUAACUCUGGUAGAGCCAUCUGUGCCUGCAAGAUCUACUGCUUUUGAGAAAGAGACUAAAUUAACAUCAAGCACCUUGCCAUCUCCCUCAGCAAUGACUUUUCUCCUUGCAGCUAAGAAUGAUCAUAUGACUGCUUCACUUACGAACAAAAAAGCUUUUCUCUUGCCAACGUCAGCUAUCAAAUCUGAUCCAUACGUGGCUCUGCCCACAGUUGCCAGGAUGAACAAAGCAACUGUGGUCUCACCAUCAACAGUGCAGAAUGAUGGCACGUUAGUGAAAGAGGAAUAUUCAGCAGCAACUGGCCAGCUGCCUGUUCAGACACCUGUGUUUUCAUCACGUCAUGCAUCAGCAAGUCUACAAGUAUACCCUUUGGAGAACAUAUUACUGGAAGAUAACACUGAACAGGAGCCAGGUCCUGAUGCUGCCAGGCACUCCACUAGGUCAUCUACAACACAAGCGGUUUCUGUCUCUGCUAGUAGACUUGUAAAUAAGGGUAUCUAUCUGUCACCUGUCUUAAAUUCAGCAGAUGUCGAUGAUCGUCAGAUGCUUCUAACUCCAGACCUUACCCAGAUCCUUCCAACCCCAGAAAGCCUCUCAUAUUCUUCUCAGAUUCUGGUACCACUUGCAUCAGAUGGAAAUUCCCUGCCAAAUGUUAUGAACAGUGGACACUCUGGGAAACCGAUCUUGAGCACCGAAGCAGAGGAGGUCUUUAAAACAAAUGAAGUGACCGAAGAAGCAGCUGAAGGCUUGGUAACUGUCCUGACACUGCUGGAUUCUGAGCCCAACCUAUUGCUGAGUGAACCACGCCAAAGAAGUGCUUUGCAGUCAGAUGAUGAUCUUCUGAAUGGCCAUGCAGUUGUGACUGAUGUGUGCGGCUCUGGCAAUUACACAGCGCUGAUGAGCCUGCGUCCUGCCACGGAAGCAAGCUCUGAGGUCUAUGGGUCACUGCCUCCCCAGGAGACUUUCCUGGCUUUGAUUGCUCUGCAGAGUAAUAGCAGCCACCCUGUGCUACAAAUCCGGUCGUGCUGUGUGACCCCUACCAGCAGGACAGAGGGACCAGAUGCUGCAUGCUGUCUGUUCCACAGGUUGCCAUCUGACUGCAGACACAUCCAGUUACUGCAGACCCGUCAAUCCAGAUCUGCUAGCUUCGCCAUUCAGCUGUUCCAGAUGCUGAAUCACUCGGUGGCCUAUUUGCACUGUGAGCUUAAUGUCUGUCUGCAUGGCAAAACAGGGUGUGAGCAGGAUUGCUUUGAAAGUGUGGAGAUGCUUCCCCCACAAAGGGUUAGCAACAGUUAUGGAAACCUGCAAAACCUGAUUUCAUUUGGUCCAAUUUUGAGAAUGAAGAACAAGUUUCUAUAUAAACCUGUGGAAGGUCCUGAUUCUGCUAUGCUGGUACCCAUUCUGCUGGGAUCCCUUACUGGUUUUGUUGUCUUGGGUGGUGCUUUCCUCAGUCUCUGGCUGCAUCACAGACGGAACACCAAAAACCUAGGUUAUCCACCACUUGGAGAAGUCCAAAGCCUGUGAGCUAUGAGCAGCUGACUGCUCCUGCAGGUUGCACACCACCGCUACACUGAUCAGAAAAGCAGUUGAUUUUGCUUCGCACACUGUAUUGCUCUUGCAGAGCUUCUACCAACACAGGGAGCAAGGGAUUCAA